GUGUGUCAUCUCUGCUGUCUGCAUGUCAGUGUCACAGUGCAUGUCAGUGUCAUGUCUCCUCACGGGUUGUCGACAAGUUUGCGACGAGGCGUCCCAGUGCAGUCAGUGCCAGAGCGCCACAUCAACACAUCAGCACAGCACAGCACCAGCACCAACCGACCAUGUCUGUCGACUCAGCAGCGCUGUUACAUUUACCAACCAACAGCCCGCGAGAGCAAGACCGACGAUAUCGCAGUUAGCAGCAACCACAAUCACUGCCACGACAAUGGAAACAACAACAAUGGAAAUUCUUAAAGAAAGGAUCCGAGACGCCUUUGACAAUCAUGAGUUUGCUGCAACGCUCCGGCUCAUGGAGGUAACUUUGUAUCUCUCUGAAGCACAUGACAGCACUCCAUCCAAGCUAUCCAGAACGAGCAUUGAGCGUCUUCUUGAUGACCUGAACCUGCACGUCUGCUUAAAGUGUCGCGAGUGCUUCGAUAGCGCUCAUGACCUCAAAGAUCACGUUCGCCAAAACAAGCAUUCACGCCAUGGCCUUAGUCGUCGCAUCAAACGGUUUGUCAAGAAGCAUGCAACCAAUGAUGAUGAGGGGCUGCUCGACUUGGAGGGUAGGCUCAGCGAAGACAUAGAGGCUUACGAGACGUGGUGCGAGCUUGUUGUUUUGCGGGGACUUCAGUUUAAGUGGGCUGGCAACCGAAGGCGACGUCGUGGCCAUUCCGAAACAGCUUCUGCCGCAGCAAGUGCAUAAAGCAUGCCCGCCUCUUCAUCUCCCCACAGGCAACAGCACGACAUGCCAUAUGCACGUUUUGCAAGUGUAAUUCGCAUACACAAAUGCACCUCCGCUUGGCAUCCUUCCCUCUGCAUGACAGUGCCCUAUCUCUCCUUCCCCGUGUCCAUUUCCCUCGCCUGCACGCAUGCGUGGUCUUAAUCUUUGAAGUCCAUCCCCACUCCUCCUUUCCGUUCCUUCGCCUGCCCCUUCUCCCUUGGCAUUACUGACUCGUUUGGGCCAUGAUGUUUUCUUUGUUAACGAGCACGUCCACGACAAAAGUAAACACGUUACCAACCAACCAA
This is a messenger RNA of Salpingoeca rosetta, 1068 nucleotides long. RefSeq lists its product as uncharacterized. Bases 23 to 745 code for a protein of 240 amino acids. The record is from RefSeq and is a predicted model, not a curated record. The transcript has a single exon. NCBI's taxonomy places the organism in Eukaryota, Choanoflagellata, Craspedida, Salpingoecidae.